This is a messenger RNA of Onychomys torridus (southern grasshopper mouse), 1614 nucleotides long. It is a transcript of the gene Ct55, whose product is annotated as cancer/testis antigen 55. NCBI's taxonomy places the organism in Eukaryota, Metazoa, Chordata, Mammalia, Rodentia, Cricetidae. The record is from RefSeq and is a predicted model, not a curated record. The coding region runs from base 458 to 1171 and encodes 237 amino acids. The transcript is spliced from 7 exons.
ACAGGGCCUGGUAAAUCCUGCGGUAGCAUCCCCUCUUUCGAGUUUUCCCCCUUUCUGGCCAAUGGGAGGCAACAGGUUUGCCAGACUCUGGUGAUUCUCUGGAUGCAGUGGAAAAGGACUGUGAAGGUUUUUCGGUAUUGCGGGUAUGGUACCUUGGAUCCUCCGCGGAGGCCUAAAAUGGAGGGGCCCGGCUGGCCGUCCCGCCUGCGCCCCCCGCAGCAGUCUCUGGGCACUGCGCGGCCCCACGGUCCUUCCCGCGGCCGCCUGGCGCGGGUGGCGCGGAUGGUGCUCUCCGCCGGAGGGGCCGCCGUGGUGUCGGGCGAUGGCUCACUCGAUCCUCACCUGCAGGCGGACAUUGAGCAUCACCGAGGCCGCCAUGUAGAAGUAAGGGAAGUUCACGCGCAGCCGCCAGGCCAGGUCGAAGAAGUGCCAGUGGAGGCAUGCUGAUGGAGGCCAGAUGGUGUCCAAACCCCGGGAACUGGACUUAGAGUUGAGGAAAGCGGACCCAGAGGAAGAGAGAGACCAGAAGCAGAGGCUCUUGCAAGAUGACACACAAACCAUGCAGGGAAAUGCGACAGGGUCCUGCAGUGACUAUGGUUGCAUUAAUGAGCGCAUUCUCUUCAAUGCUGGUGUCGUGCCAGUCAAUGAACCUCUGCAAGUUAAACCAAAGGUUCCUGCACUUAUGGAAGUAGACCAAAUCACUCACGGAUCUAAUGCAAUCACAAUGGAUGCUUACUGUGAUGGCCAUGGUGAUGACCCAUCAGCAUCUCACAUGACAGUGUCACUUGACUGUAUCACCUCUCUACUAGAUGAUGCUGACCAUAUUAAUCAUGAACCAUCUUUCUCUCUAGACAUUGUCUGUAAAGAUUUUGAACCUUAUAAGGGUGACCUGGUUGAAAUUGAGUUUUCUGAGCAGCAAGACACACAGAGCAGAAAGGCCAUCUUGAUGAAGCCUCUGAAGCACCAUCAUGUAAAUGAGGUUUGCGUUACCAGAGUAGAUGGAAGAACUGGGGUGCUGGAAGACACCAUCUUUUUCACCUUGGAUUCUCUUAAACUUCCUUCUGGAUAUGUGCCUCAACCAGAUGAUAUUGUCAAUGUGGUCGCUGUGCAGAGCAUUCAGUCUCAGUAUUUGUGGAGAGCAGUUGUAAUGGCCCCAGUACAAGGAACAUAGGAACCAAGCCUUUUGUAUUUCUUCUUCAGUGUUAUUUCUAUGUGUAGUGAAGGGCCUGCUUUAAUGCAAUAGGUUUGAAUUAGUAAGCCAAAAUAUAUGUUAAAUAUGUUUUACUUGGAAACACCCUGGUAAUGUUGUUGGAAGUAUCGACUCACUUUAGGGAGGUGCCUGAUCUAUGCAGAGACAUACCUAAACUGGCUUUUGACUAUAGCAAGGGAACAACACUUCAUAUUAGGUUAAUUCUGUUUUCCGUGAUCAGGAAUGUAUUAUGUACUGCUAGUGGCCUUGUUUGUCCUUUGAGUAACAUGCAGAGGGAGGCCAGCAAGUAAAUGUGUGUAAUUUAAAGACAAAGAUGCCUUCAGUUCUGAGUCCCCUUAUGCUAUGUACAAUGUUUACUUUUUCCAUAGCAUUUUUUAAAAAGAUUUAUUUAUUAUGUAUACGGA